AUGUCGUCGACGGACAAGCUGGUGAUUCUUCAGAUCCUCAGCCUCGAUGCGAGGAUGGGGGGCUUUUCGUACCGCUGCGGCGCGGUUUUGCAAAAACCGUUCUGCAGCGGCGCGGUUUUGCCCUUCACCCGCAGCCUUGGCACCUUCUGGCGGCACGCCCUGUGCAUCUCCGGCGACGCGCUAAAGGACCUCAGCAAGAUCGCGGACGGCCUCUACCAGUACUGGGGCUACGCCUGGGUGUACGCGGCCACCAUCGCCAACGCCACCUUCGCCGUGCGCGACACCGGCAAGUCAGCGUACGAGCUCAAGACCGGGCAGCGCCCCAAGAUGAACAUGUUCUACCCGUGGGCGUGCAAGAUGAUCGUCAAGUCGCCCCCCCACCUUGUGGCGAACGGUGUCUCACCCACGGGCGAGAUGGCGGCCUUCCUCGGCAUCUCGCGCACUUCGCCCGGCUGGAAGUACGUCAUCACCGAGGGUCCGCGCAAGGGGCACAUCGGCACCACCACGCAGGCGACCUUCAGCGUCAACGAGCUCUGGAACGGCAUCGAGUACCGUGCUCCUACCUCCGACCUCACCCCGACGGACAUCGAGGGCGCGUGGCCGGAGCUUGUGACCGCGGACGAGAUGCCCGACGAGUCGGACAAGGCUACGCUCGACAACAACGUAACCCGCGGCGACUCCGUCUUCCUCCCCACACUGUGUGCUCUACGCAGUGGCUGA
Messenger RNA from Emiliania huxleyi CCMP1516, 720 nucleotides. RefSeq lists its product as hypothetical. The transcript has 3 exons. Lineage: Eukaryota; Haptophyta; Isochrysidales; Noelaerhabdaceae. Bases 1 to 720 code for a protein of 239 amino acids. The record is from RefSeq and is a predicted model, not a curated record.